UUAUCAAUUUCUUUUUGGUAAUUUCAGUGCUCGCACCCAUAUACUGCCGCCGCGGCACCCCCCUCUCUCUCUUCAUCUCUCUCCUCUAUCCGCUAAAAAAAAUACUAGAGCGAAAAAAGAAAACAAAAUUUGAGGAAGCAUCUGGAGACAGAGCAGGCCGAGGGGCGGAGCGAGCAAGACCUUCCUUUCCCUGCGCGGCGGCGGCGGCGGCGGCGUCUCGAAGCCACUGCGCUGAUAAGAUCCGGUUCUUCCCCCCGUUUGCUUGUUUGUUCCUGGAGCCGACGCAGAGCAGUCGGUUUCGUCGGGUUGAGGUUCUGAUCCACAGCUCUUUGUUCGGGAAGGAUUUGAUCAAGAAUUGGGGAUCUUGAGUUGAAUAUGAUAUCAAAUCCGGUGGAUUGGUACAGUUUCGGACCCGGAUAGAAUUUGUAGGGAUGCCAGAUUGGAGGGUGGGCGAGUUUGAAGGUAAUUUCAAGGAUGAGUUUGCCCGGAGUAAUAACAAUAACAGCGAACAUGAAAUUGGAAUUGAAUCUCCUAGUAUAACUAGUAGUAAGAAGUUGAAGAAUGCGUUUGCUAGUGAGAAAAGCCACCAAGGUGUCAUCUCUGGAGCAAAUAACUCUGAUUCACAGAAAUUUAAUUCAGAGCACAUCCAAUCUGCCAAUGGGAUAGUAUCCCAGGAUAUAAACAGUACCAGUGACUGCAUAGGAGAAUGCAAAGAUAGCUCAAAUGCCUUUCCAUUGAGAGAAGAAAAUACAAUUGCUGAAACCAGAUGUCCAACAGAUAAUUGGAACACCUGUCAGUUUGCUCUGAGCAAUGGUUCGCCCAUUCUUAAUAACCAUAGUGCUCCUGAAGGUAGCCUCAGUUAUGGGGAUAAUGAUCUAAACUACAUCGAUUGGCCUGGCAUAGACAAUUUUGAGGAUGUCGACACAUUAUUCAGGAGGUGUGAUGCCACAUAUGGUCAGAAGCAGCUGGAGAACACAGAUGACCUAUCUUGGAUUCCUUCUUCAGAUGCCGUUUAUUCUUCUGAUGUUGCUCUGCAGCAAGGGUUUGACACCUCAUAUUCAGAUUAUGGUAUUCUGGAUGACCUCUCAGCAUUCCAUUGUGCAGAAGAUAAAUCAUUACCCUCGGUUGAUCCUUCAGCUGCUCUAUGUGACAAGCAAUUCAAUGACACUUACCUGUUCAGUGAGCAAAAGAAUGUGAAUGCAUAUGGCGAAGUUUACCAAGAGGAUGUGAUGGAGUUGUUGCCCACUGACCAGAUAUGCAAUGGACAUGGAAACUUUGAUAUGGUUGGAAGUCAAUAUUCAUCAGAAAACGCCACUCAAGUUAUUGAAGACAAGAAAUUUUCUAUAGCUUCAGCUUCUCAGCUGAGUACCUCUCAGGAUUUACUGAAGCAAAGGCACCACUUAGAUUCCAGUUCACCAAGCAACAUUACUUCUGAGUCCUAUGCAGAAAGAAAUUGUCAGUUUAGUCCAUCUGGUGCUUCUUUUGCACAGAGGAACUCAAAGGUGCAGACGAAAGUUGUAAACAUACAACCGAGACAGCCCACAAGUGAUAAUGUGUUGAACGGACAUCCUCAAGCAUUGACAAGAAGAGCGUCAUAUCCUUGUGAGAAUUAUGAAACUGAAAAAAGGGGGUUAGGGAAAAGAACUUUGGGGGAUCCUCAAGUUACAAUGGGUAGUUCAAUGGUAGUGGAUGGCUCAUCUAUGUCCUCUGAUAACUCAGUUGAAGAAAGCAGCUUUCGGCAACUUCAGGAUGCUGUUAGUCAGCUGGAUGUCCAAACUAAAUUGUGCAUUAGAGAUGGUUUAUACCGCCUGGCACGAAGCGCACAACAUAGGCAAGUUUUUCCAAAUACGACGAACAGCAAUGGAGAUAGCCAGGAUGCAAAGGAUAUGCAAAAUGCAGAAACUUCACGCAAGUUUGUCGAUCCUCGGAGCAUUGAGACACAGACAAACCCAAUUGAUCGGUCUAUAGCUCUGUUACUUUUCCAUCAGUCGUUGGACCAUGUGGCUGGAGCUGUGGAUGAUUCCUCAUCACUGAAAUCCCAUAAAAAGCAACACCUGGGCCCUGCUAAAAACCAAGGUGUCGUACCAGCUUCAUCUAUAUAUUCCCCAAGAGGACAGGGUGGAUCCAAGGAUGCAAAAUCUCGGGACAAUUACUGAAUAUAUAUAUAUAUAUAUAUAUAUGACGUGGAGCUUCCAACGUUGUGAUUGUUCGUAGUGUACUAUUGUUGCAGACGUAUGGAAGCGCACAAUUACAGGAUGUUGCUUCGUUAUGAUCUGAAUUUGCAGUUUAGUAGCUGUCAAGAACUCAAGCUUAGUGUGUACCAUAUAGUCUUUAGUCAGCUCCAAUUAGAUUGGUUUUGACGUGCUUGUACCCUAUAGUGAAGGUCCUCAUGACAGAUGUGCUCCAUGUGGUGUUCUGACUCACAUUUCGUGUAAUCUCAAGACAUAUAUUUUGUCAGAGGUUUCUCUAUUUGGAGUUGCGCAAA
This is a messenger RNA of Phragmites australis (common reed), 2485 nucleotides long. Its product is annotated as protein LNK1-like. The record is from RefSeq and is a predicted model, not a curated record. The coding region runs from base 432 to 2156 and encodes 574 amino acids. Lineage: Eukaryota; Viridiplantae; Streptophyta; Magnoliopsida; Poales; Poaceae. Gene Ontology annotation, biological process: circadian rhythm; regulation of DNA-templated transcription. The transcript has 11 exons.